AUUCAAACCAACCUCCAACAAGUUGAUGUUAACAAAUAUAUUUUUGAGAUUCCUGACGCCACGACUAUAAAUCACAUAGUGGUUUUUCUGCUUGGUACGAUCCCAUUUGAGCCUGGCUUUGCUGCCACUGUUCAUUUCCUUUGGCCAGGAGAAGAACAAGGAUGGAAACUGUUGGGAAUGCUUUCCAAUGAUAAGCCGAGCGCAAUUUUCCGUCUUCGUGGAACGGUUAUCCCGAGAACUUCGAGUGGAUUUUCAUUUGGAUCAACAAAACUUUUAACAAGUUAUAAUGAUGAAAUGUCAAUGGACGUUAAUGAUGCAUCAACCACAGGCCCAAUAACUGCCACAGUGGGUAUUUCUAUCGAACAAAUUGCUAUGGUUGAAUCUCAAAUAGCAAAUUUUCGUCAAACAAAUCAACAGUCAAGCACCAACCCAGAAGCUACCAGCCAAAUAUCACUCAAUAUAUUAAAAAAUCUUUACAACUACGUUACAUCAUUUGCAACUUCUUCGACACCUUUCAAUGCACAGAUUAUCGGAACGGGCAAUGCAUUUAUAUCUAUAAAAGUAUUCCAGGACUGGUAUGAUAUGUUUAUGCGUAAGGUCAAAGUUGAUCCUAAUAUAGUUCUUAAGGGAGAUUGA
Acaulospora morrowiae is the source of this 636-nucleotide messenger RNA. The record is from the annotation of a GenBank genome assembly. NCBI's taxonomy places the organism in Eukaryota, Fungi, Glomeromycota, Glomeromycetes, Diversisporales, Acaulosporaceae.